This is a messenger RNA of Manihot esculenta (cassava), 1394 nucleotides long. RefSeq names its product protein CONSERVED ONLY IN THE GREEN LINEAGE 160, chloroplastic. The record is from RefSeq and is a predicted model, not a curated record. Lineage: Eukaryota; Viridiplantae; Streptophyta; Magnoliopsida; Malpighiales; Euphorbiaceae. The coding region runs from base 68 to 1108 and encodes 346 amino acids. The transcript has 9 exons.
CCCAUCAUAUAGAAUCCAACAAAAUUUAGCAAUUUCACCUCCCACCCCAUCUCCAACAUCAGCUCCAAUGGCUACUCUGAGCUACAUUUCAGUGACUUCAGCGACAACACCCAUCUCCCAAAACUCCUCACCAACACCACCGCCACAAAUUCCAAUCCCAAGACCGACCAAACUGAUACUGCCCAAAAAGAAGCCUUUGGAAGGGUCCACUGGGACUGGGGCGGCACCUGUGGAGUAUGCAGGUCCACCUACCACAUCUGGCCUCCGCAAGUAUUGGGGAGGUGAAGAAGAAGACCCUUUAACCUCUGAUGAGUUUAUUUGGAACAAAGACUUCAUGGGCCGUAUGGCGAAAUUGGUUCAGGACCCUGAUGUGUCCUCUCUUGAACCCACUCCGGUUAAGGAAGAAUCUUCUGGUUAUCUUAGUUUAAACAGAGUCAUGAGUUUGGAUAACUUGGAAGUUGAUUUGAGCAAAGAGCUUACACACAUUCCAAAGCCAAUGUCAGGACUGCCAGUUGAGGCCGCAAUCAAGGGAAGAAUUGGCAACUCUAAAAAAUGGAGAUUGGUACCAACACGCCGUGAGCAGGAGAAGUGGGAUAAAGCAACGAAGGCUGCAACUGGCGGCAGUGAUGUGAUAUUGCGGGAAACAAAGAGGCCUGAAGGUGAUCCUGUAUUAUUGGCUGCUCAAUCAAGGGAGCAGUAUUUUAAGUUGAAGAAGAUGUUGCAGAUUCUUACCUUGGGUAUAGGUGGUGUUGGAUUGGUCUCGGCUUAUAUCUCUUAUUCUCCAGAAAUUGCUGCUAGUUUUGGUGCUGGAUUGAUUGGAUCUUUAGUGUAUAUACACAUGCUUGGGAGUAGUGUUGAUUCCAUGGCAGAUGGAGCCAAGGGCCUCAUCAAGGGGGCAGUUAGUCAGCCAAGGCUGCUAGUUCCGGUUAUCUUGGUCAUGAUAUAUAACCGGUGGAAUGAAAUCCUUGUUCCAGACUAUGGAUUAAUGCACUUGGAAUUGAUACCAAUGCUAGUAGGAUUUUUCACGUACAAGAUUGCAACUUUGGUUCAAGCUAUGGGGGAUGCAUUUAAUGUAACUGUUGAAAAGACAAGUUUAGAAGAAUUUUAAUAUGCAGGGUGUAGCAAUUCUGACAUGAUUGCAGAGGUAUUGUGUUUCAGUUGCUGCUACAUACACAUUGGCGUUUGGCUACUGAUUUCUGGACCAUUUCUUUGGCGUUGCUUGAUUUUGGCGAUGCAGUGGAAAAUGAUUGGCACUGGGGAACAGAUAGAAUUAGAAUUAUCUUGUGUUAUAUAUAUGAUUUGUAUAGAGAAAAAUAUAUUAUUUUACAUUCUAAAGUAGGUUGGAGAACUAUAAUUAAAAAUCGAGCUUAACUUGAAAAUGUUGUUUUAUCAGA